AGACAGAUCAAAAUUGGUUAAAUAUGGUAAAAAUUUGCACAUUGUCUCCAGUAAAGUGAUCUUCUGUGACAACGAAAGUAUGCAACUAAAGUGCGAAUCUUUAUGAGAAACAGAACCUUAUAUCCUUCCACAGGUUACCUUGCAAGGAUUCUUUGAGGUUUUUGUUUUGGUUUGUACACAUGCACAUGACACACACACACAUACGCGAUAUAUAUAAAGAACGAGAGAGCGAAGAGACAAAUAUUUAACCUAUCUUGGUCCUGUUUCUUUGUCUUCUUACUCUUGAGAGUGUAUAGCUAAUUGGUUUUAUUUCUCUUUUGGUAUUCAUCUUAAAACCAUGGAAUCAUAUCGAGUCUUCACAACUAUUUGUCUUCUUCUUUGUCUCUUUCUCUCAGCCAACUUCUUCACUCAUUAUGUAGUAGAUGCAAGAAAAAGCGUGGGAUUUGAGAGAGAGCCAAAGAAGGUGAUGAUGAUCAAAGCAUUAAAGCACACAUCAUUGUUACAGAAAAUGAUGACACAGCUCAAUCUUGCUCAGCCUUUAGACUACUCUUCAUCCUCCAACACUCAACCUUAUGGCGUUAGCACAACUCUCACUCUACCUCCUUAUGUUUCACUUCCCCCACUUUCAGUUCCCGGAAAUGCCCCUCCUUUUUGCAUUAAUCCCCCAAAUACUCCUCCUUCCUCCUCUUAUCCUGGUCUUAGCCCACCUCCCGGCCCAAUCACAUUACCUAACCCACCCGACUCCUCCUCUAACCCGAACUCCAACCCCAACCCACCCGAAUCAUCCUCUAACCCGAACCCACCUGAUUCAUCCUCUAAUCCAAACUCAAACCCAAACCCACCCGUUACCGUCCCUAAUCCACCCGAAUCAUCCUCUAACCCAAACCCACCUGAUUCAUCCUCUAAUCCAAACUCAAACCCAAACCCACCCGAAUCAUCCUCUAACCCAAACCCACCCGUUACCGUCCCUAACCCACCCGAAUCAUCCUCUAACCCAAACCCACCAGAGUCAUCCUCUAAUCCAAACCCACCCAUUACCAUUCCAUACCCGCCUGAAUCCUCCAGCCCAAACCCGCCAGAAAUAGUUCCUAGCCCUCCAGAAUCUGGUUAUACACCAGGGCCCGUUUUAGGCCCACCUUACUCUGAACCGGGCCCAUCAACACCUACCGGAUCAAUUCCAAGUCCAUCAUCGGGGUUUCUUCCCCCAAUCGUUUAUCCGCCACCCAUGGCACCACCGUCACCGAGCGUAACUCCGACGUCGGCUUACUGGUGCGUAGCUAAGCCCUCGGUCCCUGACCCAAUUAUUCAAGAAGCCAUGAACUUUGCAUGUGGGUCAGGAGCUGAUUGUCAUUCAAUUCAGCCUAACGGGCCUUGCUUUAAGCCUAAUACAUUGUGGGCCCAUGCUUCGUUCGCCUACAAUAGCUAUUGGCAACGGACCAAAAGUACGGGUGGCUCGUGCACGUUCGGCGGCACUGGCAUGCUUGUCACCGUUGAUCCAAGCUUUAACGGGUGCCAUUUUGAUUUCUUCUGAUGCAUGAAGACGAAGACAGCUCUCACUUUACAUUUUGUUGGAUACGAAUAAUAUCAAAGAAAUCUAGAUAUAAUAUGUUUAGGUGGGUCGCUCACUUGUAAGUUGAAACCAAUUAAAGCUUAUUUCUUGGGAAUGGCAUAAUUAUAAAUCUUAUGCUAAAUACGUAUAUUGCUUUUGCUAAUGGAAUUAGGUCUUCUAGACUUGUGGUACGUUGCAUCUACUUAACUACUAUCACUAAUAAUUCCUUUAUUUAUACACACAUCCCUUUUCUCCCACAAUGAUUUAGUAGCUUUGAAAUAAAGUAAUAU
This is a messenger RNA of Arabidopsis thaliana (thale cress), 1839 nucleotides long. RefSeq names its product Carbohydrate-binding X8 domain superfamily protein. Gene Ontology annotation, cellular component: plasma membrane; membrane. The transcript is spliced from 3 exons. The coding region runs from base 338 to 1531 and encodes 397 amino acids. NCBI's taxonomy places the organism in Eukaryota, Viridiplantae, Streptophyta, Magnoliopsida, Brassicales, Brassicaceae. The record is from RefSeq and is marked reviewed.